CUCCUCCCUUCUCCCUACAACUCCGGGGCUCCUGGAAGUUAGUGAGCACAGUGCUGUACAGCUCCCUCCCGCCCUCCUCCUCCUAGCGCGCUCUCCCAUGGCAGAAACAGAGCUCGCCCAAAAGCUCCAGCGCCGCUUGGUGUUAGAGGAUGUUGAGCCCCCGGAGGACCGAGCGGAGCCCCCGGCAGAGCCCAACGGAGCAGAGACCGAGGAGAAGGCGGCCACGGCCAGUGCAGACUCCGAGCUCAGUGCCAAGCUGAACAGGAGGCAGGACAUCAACGCAGGCAAUGCUGUGCCCCCUCACCGGUCCACCGUCUUCAACCCCUACACCGAGUUCAAGGAGUUCUCCCGAAAACAGAUCAAGGACAUGGAGGCCAUGUUUCGCAUGUAUGACACUGGGCGGGAUGGUUUCAUUGAUCUGAUGGAGAUGAAGUUGAUGAUGGAGAAACUAGGAGCUCCACAGACACAUCUUGGGUUAAAGAAUAUGAUCAAAGAAGUAGACGAAGACUUUGAUGGAAAGUUGAACUUUCGAGAGUUUUUAUUGAUCUUUCGGAAGGCAGCAGCUGGGGAGCUGGAACAGGACAGUGGUCUGAUGGCUUUGGCUAAACUUUCUGAAAUCGAUGUUUCCACGGAAGGCGUUAAAGGAGCCAAGGACUUCUUUGAAGCUAAGGUCCAGGCUCUGUCUUCAGCCAGCAAGUUUGAGGCCGAGAUCCGAGCUGAGCAAGACGAGAGGAAGCGUCAGGAGGAAGAGAAGAAAAACCGCAGAGCUGCCUUUAAAGAGCUGAAGUCUGCAUUUAAUUAGUAGCUGACCACUUCAUGAUACAGAAAGGCUUGCACCCAAACUACCUGCCCUAGUCCUCUUAUCCAGGAUACACGGAGAGGCCCUGUAACAUAGCUGGUCAACUGUGGACAAAGUUGUUGUUGGAAUACAACUCUCAGGAACUGAGAGCAUGGCUGACUGUACUGAGAGUUGUAGUGCAGCAACAGCAGAAGGGCACUAGCUGGCCAGUAUGUCCUAUAAACUUAAUGCAUAUCCCUGACAAGGCAGCAGACUAAACGCCUACAGUUUAAUAAUAAAUAGUGGACAGAUAUUGGGUCUUGCCGCAUUGAAUUACAUGAAGAUCUAACUGCCUUCUGACCAGCAGUCCUAUUUUCUUGUCUAAAGUGUCUGGCCAUUCCAUGUCCCCUCUUUUUAAUGUUUUCUGGAAGCAUAGCAUUGAUUUUUGUUGUGUGGGCUUUACUCCCCUUAUUUUAGCCAUUAUGGAGAGCAAAACAAAAGUACAGCAAUGAGAAGCAUAUAGGCGAUCGAAUGUUUCAAGUAUUUGCAUUCCGAUAUCAACAAUGUCUGUUAGUUUGCUUCCAUGAAAGAAGUGGUUUUUGAUGCCUUACAUUUUUUUUUUUUGUGCGACUCCCAUGCCUGCUGAAAAUGUGUUUCAAUGUAGAAUUAAUUUUGGUUACAACAUUUGCAAAAGCUUUAGCUUUGCACAGAUUACAUGGGCAUCUUUAGGAACUGCACCUCUUAAACAUUCCUUCUGCAGAGCCCUGACCACUGCCCUUUCUUGGUUCAAUAGAUUUUUAUUUUAUAUUUUUCUCCAUGCAGUCGGUAAGCAGAGAGAGCUAGGGCAGAGUAUGUAUUGAAAACCUUCCCUUUGUUUGAAUAUCAUAAAAGACAGUGUUUGGCUAUAUUUUUUUUAAAAUACGGUUUCUGGAUUAUCUGUUGUCGUAGGGCACCUGCAGCCUAUAUGUGUUUUUGAAAGUAUUCUAUGCCAUCCGACUGCGGUUGCCCCUUCAAUACAUAAAGACAUAUUAAUGCGACCAUCUGUGUUCGAUAAGGUUGAAAGCUGCCGUAUUGACGCUUGGACAUAGUCCCUAUAUUUUUAAUUAUGAAAGAGUAUGAGUGGAAAAAAAACCCUGUAUAUAACUUGAUACAGAAUAUAUUUAUAUGAUUGAUUAGUAUUCUGUGACCGGAGAGUAUACACUGUGUCUGAAAGACAUGCAACUCUGUGCAAAAUGAGUAUCCCCAAGCAAUGCUGAUUGAUUCCAGUCCGUGUUGAUGAACCAGUGCUAUUCUGUACAGCUAUUUUAUACUCCAGUAGCCCUGCUUGUUUAACAUGGGGCUAGAUUGUCUUUAAUCAUACACUGAGCUGGCAAUAUUGUGGAGGGGGGGAGUGAAUGGUAGUGUUUUGUUGAUGGAUGUACAAGUCCCCCCUCCCUCAAUCAAUGAAGGGAUUGCUGAUCUUGGUACUUUUAGAUGUUAAUAAUUAUUUCUCCUUUCCAGGGGGUAAUGUCCCUAAUUUCUGUGCUAGAAUGUUCCGCACUUCCUUGCACACUGGGGAAAUCAUCCAAUCUUCUACAUUUCUGUUGGCUGCUGUCUUUAUACAUGUUUUUUAAAAUAUAUUAUUAAAGUAAUAAACAUUUUACUAAUAUUUCUGUAUAA
Molecule: messenger RNA, 2437 nt
Organism: Pelobates fuscus (common spadefoot toad)
Lineage: Eukaryota; Metazoa; Chordata; Amphibia; Anura; Pelobatidae
Gene: EFHD1
Product: EF-hand domain family member D1
Exons: 4
Coding region: 98-802 (234 amino acids)
Cellular component (GO): mitochondrial inner membrane
Molecular function (GO): calcium ion binding; calcium ion sensor activity
Source: RefSeq, a predicted model, not a curated record